CAAAAAUGUGAAGGAACCCUUCUUAAGGAUAAUGCAUUAGUAUUUAGGAAACUUAGUCCAUGUGUGGACGAUCUUGACAUGGAAAGGCUUGAGCGGGACGUGAGGGGCUCGUACAGAUAUUUUACAAAAAAUGAGGACAAACAGUGGUGGGAAAAUUUUUUUGCCGAAGUCAAUGAAGAGUAUGAUUCAGACGACGAAGAUGAUGGAAUUGCAGAGCAAUUAUUGGAUAAAAAAAGGCAGAAUUCCCCAAACACUGAAGAUCUAGAGGUUCAUAUUUCCGACACAGAGGACCCUAUUCCCCCAGUUGUCAUUGGAAAGAGGCGGAAAGAAGCGGUCCCUCCUUGUACUAUAGUGGGGAUGAUGGCGUUAAUGGACGUCCCUCGGUACGCCGGCGAGUGGCCACAGAUAGGCCAGAUAAUAUCUCAUGAAGGGGAUGAGGUAGACAUACACUGGUAUGGUGGAAGCAAGACAUCCCCAUGGAAACCUUGUAAAAGGAGCGUGCCGGGUGAGCGAGGAAGAAGAACGGACUGGGUGGAAAAAUGUUUAACAUCACAUAUAGUUUCAACAUUCAAGCUUACAGGGUCUGGAAAUAUUCCUAGACAUAUAAAAGACAUUGUUGAAAACUAUCAUGAUUAAAUUAAACUUUUGCUUGUGUUUAGUAUUUCAGGUAUAUAUUUGGCCGCUAUGUUCCACAAUUAACCUUGCAUUUCAUUUAUUAUAUUAAAUUGAUAAGUACAUAUUAUUUACUUAGGUUUGACCAUUGUAACCGGAGUGUAAUCAAUCGGAGGCGGUAAUCUGGCCGCUCCGUCCCAUGAUCUGUAUUUUUUAAGAUGAAUUUAAUUCUAACAUUACAUGUAAUAGAUAAUUGACCAUGUAACCGGAGUGUAAUCAAUCGGAGGCGGUAAUCUGGCCGCUCCGUCAUCAGUAUUUUUUGUUUUGAAUUUAAUUAUUGACCAUUGUAACCAUAGUGUAAUCAAUCGGAGUCGGUAAUCUGGCCGGUCCGUCCCAGGAUCCGUAUUUUUUAAGAUGAAUUUAAUUCUAACAUUACAUGUUAUAGAUAAUUGACCAUUGUAACCGGAGUGUAAUCAAUCGGAGGCGGUAAUCUGACCGCUCCGUCCCAGUAUCCGUAUUUUUUAGAAUGAAUUUAAUUAUUGACCAUUGUAACCAGAGUGUAAUCAAUCGGAGGCGGUAACCUGGCCGCUCCGUCCCAGUAUCCAUAUUUUUUAGAAUGAAUUUAAUUAUUGACCAUUGUAACCAGAGUGUAAUCAAUCGGAGGCGGUAACCUGGCCGCUCCGUCCCAGUAUCCGUAUUUUUUAAGAUGAAUUUAAUUAUUGACUAUUGUAACCAGAGUGUAAUCAAUCGGAGGCGGUAAUCUGGCCGCUCCUUCCCAGUAUCCAUAUUUUUUAAUUCUAACAUUACAUGUUAUAGAUUAUUGACCAUUGUAACCAGAGUGUAAUCAAUCGGAGGCGGUAAUCUGGCCGCUCCGUCACAGUAUCCGUAUUUUUAAUGAUUAAUUAAAUUCUUACAUAGCAUGUAAUUGAAUAUUGACCAUUGUAACCAGUGUGUAAAUUAAUUCUAACAUUACAUGUUAUAGAUUUAUUGACCAUUGUAACCAGAGUGUAAUCAAUCGGAGGCGGUAAUCUGGCAGCUGCGUCCCAGUAUCCAUAUUUUUUAAUUCUAACAUUACAUUUUAUAGAUUUAUUGACCAUUGUAACCAGAGUGUAAUCAAUCGGAGGCGGUAAUCUGGCCGCUCCGUCCCAGUAUCUAUAUCUUUUAAUUCUAACAUUACAUUUUAUAGAUUUAUUGACCAUUGUAACCAGAGUGUAAUCAAUCGGAGGCGGUAAUCUGGCCGCUCCGUCCCAGUAUCUGUAUUUUUUAAUUCUAACAUUACAUGUUAUAGAUCUAUUGACCAUUGUAACCAGAGUGUAAUCAAUCGGAGGCGGUAAUCUGGCCGCUCCGUCACAGUAUCCAUAUUUUUUUAAUUAUAACAUUACAUGUUAUAGAUUAUUGACCAUUGUAACCGGAGUGUAAUCAAUCGGAGGCGGUAAUCUGGCCGCUCCGUCCCAGUAUCCAUAUUUUUUAAUUCUAACAUUACAUGUUAUAGAUUAUUGACCAUUGUAACCGGAGUGUUAUCAGUCGGAGGCGGUAAUCUGGCCGCUCUGUCAUCAGUAUUUUUUAUUAUGAAUUUAAUUCUUGACCAUUGUAACCAGAUUGUAAUCAAUCGGAGGCGGUAAUUUGGCCGCUCCGUCCCAGCUAGUAUCCGUAUUUUUAAUGAUUAAUUAAAUUCUUACAUAGCAUGUAAUUGAAUAUUGACCAUUGUAACCAGUGUGUAAAUUAAUUCUUACAUUACAUGUUAUUGAUUAUUGACCAUUGUAAUCAGAGUGUAAUCAAUCGGAGGCGGUAAUUUGGCCGCUCUGAUCCCAAUAUAUGUAUUGAUUCAUUUAUUACAUAACAUUUAUAAAUAUAUUACAUUUAGACUUUUUUCGACUUCAUCAAAUGGAAUUGGAGUGUUAUUUCAUUGGGGAUGGUAUUCUGGCCACAACAAUCCAAUUACCUGUAUUAACUCACUUGUUACGCAACAAUUAAUUAUUACAUUACAUGUCACUACAUGCCUUUUUGAGUAAUCAUUGUAACUGGGGUGUUUUCUAUCGAGGGCGGUAAUCUGGCCGCUUCAAUUCCAAAUACUUUGUAUUUAUAUGUAUUACAUAACAUGUAAUGAUUACAUCAUAUCUUAUUAUGUCUUCAUCAUUGUUGCUGGAGUGUCAUCCAUCGGAGGCGGUAAUCUGGCCGCUCCAUUGCUGUUCAUUUAUCAUUUAAAUUUUAACAUGCAAUUAAAUAUAUAAAUACUAAUGUGACUAAACCAAGAAAGUUUUAAA
This is a messenger RNA of Magallana angulata, 2876 nucleotides long. RefSeq lists its product as uncharacterized. Lineage: Eukaryota; Metazoa; Mollusca; Bivalvia; Ostreida; Ostreidae. The record is from RefSeq and is a predicted model, not a curated record. The transcript has 3 exons. The coding region runs from base 79 to 636 and encodes 185 amino acids.